Molecule: messenger RNA, 2605 nt
Organism: Closterium sp. NIES-67
Lineage: Eukaryota; Viridiplantae; Streptophyta; Zygnematophyceae; Desmidiales; Closteriaceae
Source: the annotation of a GenBank genome assembly
CCCCUUCCCCCAACCCACCCACCAGACCACACUACCACGCCCCUUCCGUUGCCGCCUUGUUCCCCCCCGUUCUCUCUUGCUAUUUACAACCCUUGAGUACAACCACCACCUAAUUCCCUAACUUCCUAAUUUCCCGAUUUCCGCUUCCAUCUUGAUUAGGCAUGAGUAAGCCUGGCCGCCUUCCGUUGCCCGGGAACAUGCGGCCUGCUCUGAAAACUUCCUGGCCACUCAGCAUAAAUCUCCGCGAGUGAUUUAGGAGCCGUUGCGGCGGUGCGUUCGAUCUGCUCCGCACUCUCACCGCAUCCUCCGCGUGGCUCGUUCGAUCCGUGCUCAUGGCUCCAGAUCCCACGGAUCUCCUCCCGGGUCUCCCGGACGACGUCGCGUCGCUCUGCCUCGCGCGCCUCCCCUUCUUCUCCCACCUUCCCGCCGCCGCCGUCUGCCGCAGCUGGCGCGCUUUCUUCUCCUCCCCGCUCCCCUGGUCCCUGCGCGCGGCACACGCCAUCCACCAUGGCGACCUGCUCCUGCUCUGCACGGGUCUCUGGACCAGCAGCGCGGGCGAGCCCGCGCUCGUGUUCCACGUGUGGGAUCCGCAGCUCGACACGUGGAUGCGCCUGCCGCCGCUCUUCGCGGGCCGCGCGUACGCGCCGCACGCCUUCGAGGGCUUCUGCUGCGCCGCUGUGGGCGCCUCGGCGGCAGCGCCGAUCGCGGCGGGGUUUGAGGGCCUGGCAGCGGGAGCAGCGGCAGCGAUAGGACCGGGGACGGUAACAGCGAGAGCAGUACCAAGAGCAUCGGCGCGGGGGGCGCCUUCGGGGGCGCGAACCGCGCCGCUGCCUGCGCGGCCAUCCUUGUUUGUAUUGGGCGGGGAAUACCGUUUCUCCCCGCGCCUGGGCGGCACGUCGUCGUUGGCGGAGCGCAUGCCGCACGUGUGGUGCUUGGACCUGGGCUCGGGUCGCUGGCAGCAGCUCGCCGACAUGUCGCGCUGCCGCGUUAAUCUCCAAGCCGCCGUCGUCCUCCCCGCACCCGCAGCCUCCAACGCCGCCGCCACCGCCGCCGCGUCAUCUCUCGCUACUACCAGUAGUAUCAAUACCGGCACCAGCGCCAGUAGUGUUACCGGCGGCGGCGGCGGCGUCGGCGGUGGAGGCGGUUGUCGGUUGUUGGCUUUAGGCGGCUCGUCGGAUCCUGUGGGUAGCUACGCAGCGACGACACGUGGCGAUGGGCAGGGGGAGGGGGCGGGGGGAAGCGAGGACAGGUGGUUGAGCGGGGCGGAAGCGGAGCUGGAUGGGGAAGGGCGCAUGUGGGUGGGGGAGGCGUUGAGCUUAGAUGGCUUGCUGGAUUGUGCGGUGGAGGGGAACUACAGAGAAACGACAGGUGCUGCUGCUGCUGCUGCUGCUGUUGGGGCUGCUGCUGCUGCUUGGGCUGCUGGAAUGACCGGUGAUAGUAGCUUGUCAGGGGUUUUCAGACAGACUAGUGGUAGUAGCGAGAGGAGUAGCUAUGAGUCAGCGACUGAGCAGCCGCGCACCGCUACUGCGGCUGCUCCCGACGGCAGCAACAGCAGCAGCAGCAGCAGCAGCAGCAGCAGCAGCAGCCGCCGCAGCUGCCGCCGCACGGGCGGGAAUUCCGCGCCCGCGCCUGUGCGCGCCACGUGGCGGCGUUUCGCGCGGAUGCCAGUAGGCGUCGACGCGUCGUGGCGCGUAUCCGCUACGGCCGUGUUCGGCGGGCGCCUUUUCGUCUUCUCCCGCUCGUCACUAGACGAAGCAGGCUGCAUAGAACGCCUAGACCUCUACGAUCUUGCCACGGACACGUGGCUGCCGGUAGGGCUAAUCAGGGGACCGACUGAGGGUUGGUGCCGGGGGACGGUGGCAGCGGUGGAAGACGUGGGGCUGCUGUGCGUGUCUGCGGAGAGGCGCAGGCUGGGACUGGGGGAGGUAGACGUGGCGUGGUUGGAUGUGGCGGCACGGGAAUGGGUGGUGGUGGCGCAGGUGCCGGUGGCGAGGGAAUCAGGGUGGGCCGGGUCCGUGUCAGCUUGCCACGUGGCAGCUGCUGGGGGGAGGGUUUUUGUGCUGACGGAGGGGGCGCUGGCGCAGCGGGUGGGGUUCUGUAUGAAAAAGGUGAAACCCGUGAAUGGCCUGCAUGUGCUGAGAGUCUCUUGGGCUGGGAGGUGUGGGAGGCAUGGGGGGCAUGGGGCUGGUACAGGGAUGGCAGGGAGAGAGGAGAUCCAGGGGUGUUGCAGGGCGGAGGAGGAAUGGAGUGCAGGGGUGGUUGGUGGUGGUGGUGGUGGUGCGGGCGUGAGGGAGAAGGACUGGGAGUUUACAUGGGAGGUGAGGAAUAUGGAGCUGGCGUCUGCUGUUGUGGGCUGUGCUGCCUUGCACAUCUAGUUGCGCCUGGCAUGGCACAUCAUGGCAUGGCACGACAUGGCAUGGCUGUUCAGCCUUCGCUGUGUGCAUGCCAGGUUGAUGUGUGGAUGGACCCCCCAUGGAUCAUCAGAAAUUCUUUGACCACAAUUGGUGCUAGCAGUCACUGGUGUUCAAGAGAUGAAUUCCUGAUAUGUGAAGUAGACGCCCAUAUUUUGGUAACAUCAAGGAACGUGACGUGAGAAUGAGGGCUC